UUUAAAUUAAGUCAUUAGGGAGUGCUCUGUCUUUGACAGUACUGCGAGAACAAGAAAGCGCAGAAGGAAACUAAAACAAAGAGUACUUUGAGACUCCUUUAUCGUGAAAUCUUUAUUUGGUCUUUAAGCCAUCAAUAGUGUUGCAAUCGUCAUUCAGAAUUGUGCAUCUGUUUGUUUCAAAUCAUUUUUAAUCUUGAAAUGUCCAGUGUUCGACUUCAAGUGCAAAUACUCUUCUGGCUGAUGGCUUCUGGAGCAGCACAAACAAAUGGUAAUGGGAAAACAUCGCACUCAACAAGAGCUACUUCCAAAGUUCGCAUCACACAAAAGAAAAGCCUUGGCACGCCGCCAAUGGAGACACCAAUGGUGAUUUUGAUAAUGAGAGCUGCAUCCACACCCUUGCUGGGGAUGAGAAACCUACCUGGCAGGUGGAUCUGGGACAAGUGUACCCGGUGCUGAAUAUCACCAUAUAUGGACGCACGAUGUUCUUGUUUCGGCUGGUGAAUGUGUCCAUUACUGUUGACCGUCAUCCAUGCUAUCGGAUCGAGAAGACGCCGAGCAGCCAGAGCAUCUCUUUGUCCUGUGCAUCUACACUGUAUGGUCAGCAGGUCACACUUGAAAAAGCACUUACUUCGUCAGACCCUCAUGAAAACGUCCUCAACAUUUGCGAAGUCCAGAUUUGGGUGUGCAGACGUGGAUUCUAUGGAGACAACUGCUUGAUCCCCUGUGGCAAGUGUGAGGACAGUUUCUGUGACCGUUACAAUGGCAACUGCAGGUUUUCCCGUUGCCAGCCCGGCUACCAUGGCAACAUUUGCAUAGACAAAUGUGAGGCGAAAAGGUAUGGAGAAAACUGCAGUUUACCCUGUGGCCAUUGUGCAAACAACGCCACCUGUCACCACGUCACCGGCACGUGCCCUGGUCACUGUACACCUGGACUCACAUGCAUUACAGGUAAUAAUGUAGAGUAUUUUCAGUUAUCGUGAAGAUAAAAGCGAUGAUCGACUACCUUUAUGAUAGAAAUGUUAUAUAUCAUGGUACGAUACUUGCGUUACACGCUGUUAAUAAUAGAUUAUCUAAUAUUUUAAGAGGAUUAUUCCAAUGAGUCGGAACUCUUUAUCAUAAAAGUGGAAAAAUAUGUAUUAUUACAUGAUGACACAGCUGCACCAUGAUCUGAAGUGUGCAAAGAAGCUGUUGACGACUCAAAAGUUUUCGUGAUUUCAAUUUUUGUUAUAUCGCUUACACAAAGUGCAAACUCUUAGAUAUUCCGAUAUUCAAAUUCCGCAGAUGUAGAGUUUGCUGACUGUGUAAG
Molecule: messenger RNA, 1306 nt
Organism: Pomacea canaliculata
Lineage: Eukaryota; Metazoa; Mollusca; Gastropoda; Architaenioglossa; Ampullariidae
Product: cell death abnormality protein 1-like
Exons: 5
Coding region: 480-980 (166 amino acids)
Molecular function (GO): scavenger receptor activity
Source: RefSeq, a predicted model, not a curated record